UAUAUAUAUAUUUUAGCCAUCUCUCCCCGCACUUUCUCUCGUUUCUCGAUUCGUCGCCACAAUUCCUGAUCAGUUUCGCCUAGGAAAAAAAAAAUCCCGAUUGGAAAAAUGUCGUGUACGCAUGAUCACAACUGCGAGGAUCAUGAGUGUUCCUCCGAUUGGUCACUCUACAAGCACAUUGAUCUCUCCAAGGUUUCUGCUCUGAACGAGGCUGUUUCCGGAAGUGUAAAAUCAGUCUUCAAAACGUGGGAACAGCGAUUAGAAUCUUCUGGGGAGCAUUUGGAGAGCAAUGAGGGAGACCCUGAACUACUUGUCUUUGUACCAUUCACAUCAGACGUCAAGAUCAAGAGCAUAUCAAUUGUUGGUGGCCCUGAGGGAACAAGUCCUUCUAAGUUGAGAGUGUUCAUCAAUCGUGAAGGGAUUGACUUCUCUGACGCUGAGAGCAUGCAAGCCGUUCAGGAAUGGGAAUUAGCUGAAAAUUUGCAAGGAGUCUUAGAAUACCAGACCAGGUAUUCAAAAUUCCAGAGCGUUGGGAACAUAACAUUGCAUUUCCCUGAGAGCUUUGGAGGUGACACAACCCAAAUACGUUAUAUCGGGUUCAAAGGUGAAGCAACACAGUUGAAAAGAGAUGUUGUUGCGACUAUCGUAUAUGAGAUUAGACCAAAUCCUUCUGAUCACAAGACAAAGGCCGAGACUGGUGGAGGAUUUUCACAAGUUGAGUGAAGAAAUUAUCUCCUCUCCAAACUUCAUUCCUCCUUACCAAGCUUUGGCCUAUAUAAACAAACAUAUAUGUAUCGAAUAAAAUGUCCAGUGACUGUCCACUAUGGAAACAUUAUGCUUAAUCCAGAUGAGAUCUUUCAAAGCUU
Molecule: messenger RNA, 866 nt
Organism: Eutrema salsugineum
Lineage: Eukaryota; Viridiplantae; Streptophyta; Magnoliopsida; Brassicales; Brassicaceae
Product: PITH domain-containing protein 1
Exons: 9
Coding region: 109-723 (204 amino acids)
Source: RefSeq, a predicted model, not a curated record